UUCAGUGAUCGAUGUGAAUUCAUUUUAUUAAGUCGAUCAAGUAGAUUGAUUAUAUUUAUGUUUAGCGCCAUCUGGAGGCUACUAAAUUCGUGUAAAGAAAUGACACCCUUUUUGGUUUCCAGUGGAUGAAAUCUAUUGAUAUUGGAGGCAUCCUUGUGUAAGAUGGAAGUUAGAUGCACUUAAGAAGGCAGAAUGAAGUUUUUACGGAGCAUUUGGAGCAACAAGAGAAUUGGAAUAAUAAAGAAAGACCAAUAAACAAAGUCAAAGAUGCUUCCGCUACAGUAAAAACUUCUUUUACGUCUAGACGUCUCCACGACAACUGAAAGAGAGCUAUUUCAUCAUGGCUGACACUGAAGGUGAAAGUAGACCCCAUCGUGAACCCAAGCCCACAGAGAAAGGACUACAAUGGCAAGUGGAAAUUAAAUCCAAAGAGUUUGACAGCUGCAUUAAGUCCUGGAAUAGAACCGCAAACAAGUUGCGAGUUUUACUUGGUGAUGAAAGCGAAGCGUCGACAGUACAGGAGACUAGAGAUGCUCUACAAGGUACUGUAGACAAACUGAUAAACACCCAAGAAGAGUUGGCUGCACUUAGAGUAACUGCGAAAGUUGAAGACAACAGUGAUGACAAGCUAGAUGAGGUAGAAACAGCACACAACAACAUCAUGAAACAGACUCUUGAUGUAUUGAUAGCCCUUAGACCCUCAUCUCGAACUUCAUCUAAGAAGUCGAAGAAGUCUCUUCCUGUUGAACCGCAGGAGCUACAGGAUUGCCAGGAUUGGGUGAACGACAUCCAGGUGAACGACAUCCAGGAAGAAGUUGAAGCAGUAAGUCAAGUUAGUCAACCUAAGUUAGACAGUGUGCAGAACGUUCAAGCUGAGACGAUGAGAUUUCUGGUUGAACAGAUGAGGAUGACGAGGCUUCCUUUACCAGAACCAGCAAUCUUUGCAGGAGAUCCAUUGACUUACCCAGCAUGGAAGCAUGCAUUUGAUGUUCUCAUUGAACAAAGCGGUAUACAGCCUAUGGAUCGUUUCUUCUACUUGCAGAAGUACCUCAAAGGCCAGCCCUUGGAACUUGUGAGAGGAUAUGCGCUCAUUGGAGAUGAGAGAGCUUAUCUAGAAGCACUGGUAGCUCUUAAGCAGAGGUAUGGAGAUUCUUUCAUUAUAGCAAAUGCUUUCAGAGACAAGCUAGACAGAUGGCCUAAGAUUUCUUCGAAAGAUGCACUUGGUCUAAGAAAGCUAGCUGAUUUUCUUCACCAAUGUGUCACUGCAAUGGAUAGGAUUGGAAAUCUACACCACCUAAACGAUGAGAGGGAGAAUCAGAAGCUCUUAGCGAAAUUGCCAGACUGGCUUGUGGUGAGAUGGUCACGUAAGGUCAUUGGAUGGACAGAGAUGAAAGGACAGUUUCCUCCCUUUCAAGAAUUUGUGAGGUUUAUAGAUGAAGAGGCUAAGAUAGCAUGUUAUCCAAUCACAUCUCUACACCACAUGAAGGAUAGGAGAUCUGAUCAAGGCAAGCCUGUACCAGAUGUUAGAACUCUCAACACCAAUGUCAGAUCUUCCAAUUCAGACAACAAGAGACAGAGGGAGAGGAGAAAUAUUCAACGCUCCUGCUACCUGUGUAAGAAGGAUCACCUCCUAGAAGAAUGCAGUGAAUUUGCAUCAAAGGACAUGACAGAUCGUAAAAGGUACAUAAGAGAGAAAGGUCUAUGCUAUGGAUGCUUGAAGGCAGGCCACAUGUCCAAGCAUUGUAGAUGGAGAAGUACCUGUAGUAUUUGUCAAGGGCGACAUCCAUCUUGUCUACAUGAAGAUAGGAAGAAACCAGAACCAAAGACGGAGACAAAUGUAGAAGACAGACCUAUGGAAACUCAGACGUCAUGGUCUCAUGCUUCAUUUAGUCAGCAACCUACCGGUACUAGUAGAUUGACCACCAUGAAGAGCACUAUGAUAGUUCCUGUUUGGUUAUCUCAUCCAACCAUAUCAGACGAGCGAAUGGUGUAUGCAUUAUUAGACACCCAAUCUGAUACCACUUUCAUGUUAGAGAAAACCAAGGAUGUGAUGAAUCUGCAUGGAGUUCCUGUCAGUCUUCUUCUUUCAACGAUGUCUGCUAUGGAUGAAAGAGUACCAAGUGAACGCAUAGAGGGUCUGACCAUCCGAUCAUUUGAUGGAGAACAACGGUUCGCUCUCCCGACAACCUACACCAGACGGUUUAUACCAGCAAACCAUGAUCACAUACCCACUCCAGAGAUGGCAAUGAGAAUCCCUCACUUAUCCAAGAUUUCACAUCAUCUCAUGCCCCAGCAAAGUUGUGAAGUUGGUUUAUUGAUUGGAUAUGACUGUGCAAGGGCACUCAUACCAAGAGAUGUCAUCCCUCCUGCUGAUGAUAAUGGUCCGUAUGGUCUUAGGACGGACCUUGGAUGGAGCAUCGUGGGUACUGUGAAGGAAGAUGAACACAAGUAUGCUUAUGAGGAUGAUCCCGUCGGUGUAAGUCAUCGAUUGACAGCCUGUGAGAUUCCUGCUGAGCUAAGGACAGUAAACAAGGAUGUGUUGUUCGCUCAUAACACAUCAGUAAAGGAGGAGAUCACCCCUGCAAGAGUGACGAGAUUGAUGGAAGCUGAUUUCCUUGAUAGAAAGGAUGAAGGAGCACCAUUUUCGCAAAAUGAUGUGAGAUUUAUGAAUAUUAUGAGAAAAGAAAUUCAUAAGUCAGCGGAAGGACACUAUGAAAUGCCUUUGCCCUUCAAAGGAAAGAGACCAGCGUUGCCUAGCAACAACUUCCAUGCAAAACGAAGACUUGAUCACCUAGGGAGAAAACUCAAACAGAACGAAGAAUACCAUAGAAAUUACACAAAGGUAAUGAACACCCUCCUUGAGAAGGGAUAUGCUGAGUCAGCGCCAGACCAUACCCCCAAUGGUCAAACGUGGUACAUUCCCCAUCAUGGAGUUCUUCAGCCAAACAAACUGAGGGUGGUUUUUGACUGCAGUGCGAAGUGCAGAGGGGAGUCCCUGAAUGAUCAUCUGCUAACAGGACCAGACUUGACUAACAAGUUGGUCGGAGUUCUCUGUCGUUUCAGGCUGGAGCGGGUUGCAUUCAUGUGUGACAUUAAAGAAAUGUUCCACCAGUUUAAAGUCAAUCUGGACGACAGGGAUUAUUUGAGAUUUCUCUGGUGGACAGACGGUAACUUCAACCAACAGCCCAGUGAAUUCCGGAUGAAAGUACAUCUGUUCGGGGCAGCCUCCUCACCGGGAUGUGCUAACUUCGGUCUCCGACAAGUAGCUUCUGACUUUGCUGCAGACUUUGGUGAGGAUGUAAGAGACUUCAUUCACCAAGAAUUUUAUGUGGAUGACGGACUGAAGUCAUUGCCUACAGUACAACAGGCUGUGGAUCUGAUAUCCAGAACCAAGCAGUUAUGUGAGAAGGGAGGUCUUCAUCUGCAUAAAUUUGUCUCCAAUUCAAGAGAGGUACUGAAGACUGUUCCAGAGGAAGACAGGGCGAAGAAUGUCAGAGAGAUUAACCUUCUCCAUGAUGAUUUACCUCUAGAACGAGCUCUUGGCGUACAAUGGUGUGUCGAAUCCGAUGCAUUCAACUUCAGAAUCACACUUCAGGACAAGCCCCUAACCAGGCGAGGCAUACUUUCCACAGUCAUGUCUAUUUAUGACCCCUUAGGACUGUUGGCACCAGUUGUGCUCACAGGGAAGCAGAUUCUCCAGACAUUGUGUAAGCUGACAGCAGACUGGGACGAUCCGCUUCCAGAUGUUCUGCGAGAAAGAUGGGAGAAAUGGAGAAUAGACAUACUGGAACUUCAAUCACUCUCUAUCCCUAGAUGUUACAAGCCUGCUGAAUUCAAGGCCGUGAAGUCGGUACAGUUUCAUCACUUCGCAGAUGCAAGUACAACAGGGUAUGGUCAAUGUACUUACAUGAGAUUAACUGACGCCGCUGAUAGAGUGCAUUGCACACUAGUGAUUGGAAAGAGCAGAGUGGCACCCUUGAAGUCUGUAACAGUACCUCGCCUGGAAUUGACUGCCGCUGCUGUUGCUGUGAAGGUCAAGAAGUUCCUGAAAGCAGAGCUUAAACUUAAUGACGCAGAACAUGUGUUCUGGACAGACAGCAAAGUUGUGCUUGGCUACAUAAAGAACACUGACAGGCGCUUUCAUGUAUUUGUAGCCAAUAGGAUUCAACAGAUCCGUGACCAUUCCAGUCCAUCAGAUUGGAAGUACAUUGAAUCAAAGAACAAUCCUGCUGACGAAGCAUCCAGAGGUCUAACGGUGCAUCAGCUGAAGGAUUCAAAGUGGUUACAUGGACCAGAAAUGCUGUGGGAAAAGAAUUUUUCCAUAGAUGAGGAUGGAGAGACAUUCGACUUACUUCCUGAUGAUCCAGAGAUGAAGAAAUCCCAGGUACAUGUCUCCCAAUCCAGUGCAGAUGUGUUUGACCUGAGUAGACUGCAACGUUUCUCUAGCUGGAUUGCUGCAAGGAAAGCAGUCGCAAAUUGUCUGCUCUUCAUUUCACGUUUGAAACAAAGCUGUAAAGACAGGCGUGAUGGGAAAGCAAGUGACUACCCAACAACCAGAAGGGGUGUUACUGUGCAGGAUCUUCAUCUAGCAGAGAUUGAAAUUCUAAAGCACGUUCAGAAGGAAGCCUUUGAAGAUGAAAUUCAGAUCCUGAAAUCUAUCCAGAAAAACCAGAGUCUAACUGAAAGAAAGAAGAGGCGUCAAAUCAAGAAAGCUAGUCAUCUACAUGGUCUUGAUGCCUUCUUAGAUGACAAUGACAUCCUGAGAGUAGGAGGACGGAUUCGAAGAGGUGACGACUCUUAUGAAAGGAAACACCCAGCAAUUCUUCCGCAAAGUCUCCAUAUCACGGAACUGAUAAUUCGUCAUUGUCAUGAACUAACAGCACAUCAGGGGAGAGGCAUGACACUCAAUCAAGUCAGAGAGAAUGGAUUCUGGGUUCUUGGAGGCAGUAAUCGAGUAUCCAAACUCAUAAGGAAAUGUGUCAUGUGCCACAAACUACGUAGCCCAACUCAAAUCCAAAAAAUGUCGGAUCUACCUUCUGACAGAGUUACCGAGACGUCACCCUUCACAUAUUGUGGGAUGGACUGCUUUGGACCUUGGACGAUCAAGGAAGGUAGAAAGGAAAUGAAGAGAUAUGGUCUGCUCUUCACCUGUAUGGCCUCGAGAGCAGUACACAUUGAAACACUCAACAGCUUGACUACGGAUUCAUUCAUUCAAGCACUUCGUCGUUUCACAGCUCUUCGAGGACCAGUGCAGCAACUGAGAAGUGAUAGAGGGACAAACUUUGUCGGAGCUGAGGCAGAACUAAAAAGGGCCUGGUCUGAAAUGGAUCAUCAGAAGGUAAAGGACUGUCUUCUAAAUGAAGGAUGUGAUUAUGUUCACUUCGCCUUCAACGUUCCCUCAGCUAGCCACAUGGGAGGAGUUUGGGAGCGUCAGAUACGUUCCAUUCGCAGUGUGCUGGAAACUCUACUGUACCAAUCCGGCAGACAGCUCGAUGAUGAAUCACUACGAACAUUAAUGUGUGAAGCUGCAGCCGUAAUCAACAGCAGACCAUUGACGGUAAAUCACAUCAAUGACCCAACGUAUCCAGCACCUCUGACUCCUAACCAUCUCAUCACAAUGAAGUCUAGAGUUUUCCUUCCUCCACCGGGAAACUUCCAGAGUGCAGAUAUGUAUUCCAGAAAACGAUGGCGUAGAGUGCAGCAUCUCAUAAAUGAGUUCUGGAAUCGCUGGAAGAAGGAAUUUCUUCAGAACCUGCAAGUCCGACAGAAGUGGACUCACCCACAACGUGAAGCUGAAGUCGGCGACAUUGUCAUUGUGAAGGACGUGAAUGCACCCAGAAACCAGUGGCCACUAGCACGUGUUAUCAGAGUCUUUCCAUCUGAAGAUGGACACAUUCGCAAAGUGAAACUCGUUGUGGGGGACUCCAGAGUAUGUAAUAGCGGUAAGCGUAAGAACCCUCUUCAAGAAUUGGAGCGUCCUAUCCACAAACUGGUGCUUCUGUUACCGCGUGAAGACCAAGAGGAAUUCCCGGCCAAGGAACCCGACAUUUGA
Messenger RNA from Strongylocentrotus purpuratus (purple sea urchin), 6052 nucleotides. RefSeq lists its product as uncharacterized. Lineage: Eukaryota; Metazoa; Echinodermata; Echinoidea; Camarodonta; Strongylocentrotidae. Bases 341 to 6052 code for a protein of 1903 amino acids. Gene Ontology annotation, molecular function: zinc ion binding; nucleic acid binding. The transcript has 2 exons. The record is from RefSeq and is a predicted model, not a curated record.